This is a messenger RNA of Monascus purpureus, 477 nucleotides long. NCBI's taxonomy places the organism in Eukaryota, Fungi, Ascomycota, Eurotiomycetes, Eurotiales, Aspergillaceae. The record is from the annotation of a GenBank genome assembly.
AUGGCCACAACUGGAGACAAGCUCACCAGAGUGUCUACUGAAGCCGCUGAGGAGUUCGUGCAAUCCUUCUAUCCGGCGCUCAAUUCGAACCGUGCCAGAAUCGCCUCUUUUUACAGUCCUGCUAUAUCCACGAUCUUGUUCAACGGAAACCCUGUUGCCGAUGGAAAUGCCGUUCAGGAUAUUUUUGUCAACAAGAUGCCACCCACGCGUUACGAAGUUCAAACGUUCGAUUGCCAGAUCGUCAAUAAGGCGUAUCCCACCCCCACCGCCACUGGGUUGAAAACCCCGAAUCAGUUGACCAUCAGGGACAUGUCGAUAUUGGUUAUUGUCAGUGGAUACGUUCAAUUUGGAGCAGAGAUAGAUCAACCGCAGCGCGGGUUCAGUGAAACCUUUGUCCUGGUGCCUAGUUCGGGCGGAAAGAAUAAACACAGAAGUGGUUGGCUUAUUCAGAGUCAGAACUUCCGACUUGUUGUUUGA